Oncorhynchus gorbuscha (pink salmon) is the source of this 318-nucleotide messenger RNA. Its product is annotated as protein BCAP-like. Gene Ontology annotation, biological process: negative regulation of cilium assembly. Gene Ontology annotation, cellular component: ciliary basal body; centrosome. Lineage: Eukaryota; Metazoa; Chordata; Actinopteri; Salmoniformes; Salmonidae. The record is from RefSeq and is a predicted model, not a curated record. The transcript is spliced from 3 exons. The coding region runs from base 1 to 300 and encodes 99 amino acids.
AUGCUUCCAGCCUGUGGUUUGGAGAGGCAGCUGACUGAGCAGAAGCUGGAGAUAGAUGGUGUGAGGGGGGAGAUCUCCAGUGUGUCUGAGAAGGCAGAACAGGAGAAAGAGGGCCUGAAGAAGGCGACCCGUGUCCAGAAACAGAGGGCCGAGAGUUUCGAAGCUGCUGUGUAUAAAUGUUACUCUCAGCUGAGGGAGAAGAAAACCAUCACUGGCCCAGGGAGGUAUGACAUCCAGGAUUUCACUGAGAACCGGGAGAAGAAGCCAUGCACUGUGAGACGUGACAUCAGUAAGGUUUAAAGACUUCAUGAAGGUACU